AGAGAGAGAGAGAGAGAGAGAGAGAGAGAGAGAGAGAGAAGGAAAAAGUGACUAUAAUAAUAAUAAUAAGGCUGCGUUGUUUAUCCAAAGAAGGGGGAUGGGUUGGACUUGUGGUGAAUUCUGCGCCAAACUUUUCUAAAUUGUACCCCCCAGCCCCCCUUCACACAAAACUUCACCGGUUUCUAUUCGCACUACUGCCUCAAUCUUACCCUCAACGCACCACCGACCAAGGUCAGUUUCAGUGUCCGCCCACGGGAACUGGCAACGCGGCACCAAACCUCCACGGACCCCGGCAACUUCUUCUCUCCCUUUUUUUUCUUCCGAACUUUGGAGUUUGACUCGCUGGCUGAACAAACGCGACGGACUAAAACACACUGACCCCUGUACACGGAUGGAGAAAAGCUGCAGCAACGAAGGAGUGAAUUAGCCGAACAAACGCUCGUUGAACGUUCAAGUUUGUGUGCGUUAAAAUCGAAGUGACACCAUGUUGGGAAACCCGGGGUCUUACGCCAACAAGAAGAGGAAGAAGCCUGUUCUCAAACAGAAGAAGGCCUCUGAAAGCAAUGACGUCGUCAAGUCGAACCCUUCAAAGCGCCACCGGGAUCGGCUGAACGGCGAGCUGGACCGGCUGACCGACCUCCUGCCCUUCUUGGGGGAGGUGCGCUCUCGUCUGGACAAGCUGUCGGUGCUGCGCCUCAGCGUGGGUUACCUGAGGGUCAAGAGCUACUUCAAAGCGACUAUGAACACCAGCAGCAGCCUGAUGUUCUCUGGAGUGAACGGGCAGAACGGGAACAGCAUGGACACCUCUGGCUUCUCUGAGGGGGACCUGCUGCUCCAGGCGUUGAACGGGUUCGUGAUGGUGGUCACGUCAGACGGAUCGGUGUUUUACGUCUCCUCCACCGUCAAGGACUACCUGGGCUUUCAUCAGUCGGACGUGGUUCACCAGAGUGUGUUUGAGCUCAUCCACACCGAUGACCGGUCCUUGUUCAGACAGCAGCUCCACUUUGCUCUGAACCCCCCGUCUGCUGCCGCGGGCGGAGACGUGUUGCAGAGUGCCGGCAGCACGGUGAUGUACAGUCCCGAGCAGCUUCCCCCAGAGAACUCGUCCUUCCUGGAGAGGAGCUUUGUGUGUCGCUUCCGCUGCCUCCUGGACAACUCCUCCGGCUUCCUCGCGCUGAAGUUCCAGGGGCGGCUGAAGUACGUCCACGGCCAGAAGGUUUCCAACGGGAACUGUAACAAACCUCAGCUGGCGCUCUUCGCCAUCGCUGUACCCGUCCAGCCGCCAACCAUCGUGGAGAUCAGAGCCAAAAUGCUCCUCUUCCAAACCAAGCACAAGCUGGACUUCACACCCAUGGGCGUUGAUAGCAGGGGGAAGAUUAUUCUGGGAUACUCAGAGAUCGAGCUGUGCAUGAAAGGCUCCGGCUACCAGUUCAUCCACGCAGCCGACAUGAUGUACUGCGCCGACAGCCACAUCCGCAUGAUUAAAACAGGAGAGACCGGUCUGACUGUGUUCAGGCUCCUGACUAAGUCGGGUGGCUGGGUGUGGGUGAAGUCCAACGCCAAGCUGAUCUACAAAGGAGGAAGACCUGAGUUCAUCAUCGCAUAUCAGAGAGCUUUAGUCAACGCGGAGGGCGAGGAGUAUCUGCGUCGGAGGAGGCUGCAGCUUCCCUUCAGCUUCACCACAGGAGAGGGCGUCCUCUAUAACACCGGCCCCUCCGUGGACGUCUCGCAGUUUCAGUUCAAUACAAUGUUCAGCAACGUGGAAGACAUGAAGAAGGACGUGACCCCCGGCUCUUUGCUGGACUGCUUCCUGAGUCAGGAUCAAUCGGUGUACAUGCAGGUGCCGGACACCCCUCUGCCCAUGGAUCAGGUGUUCAUGGACAGCCAGGCGCUGGUCAGCGUGGCCGGUGAGGCGUGGCAGGAGAGAGGAGACACAGCCGCGAUGGGCGACGCCGCUGUCGUCGUGAAGGAGGAGGCCAAACAGUCGAUAAUGGCUGUGAUCGACAACCUGGAGAAAAUGGCUCAAGACGGCGACUUUUGCUCGGCUCUGCAGGAUCUGGACGUCAGCGACGUGGAGCUGAUGGAGUGGGAAAAUACCCUGAAGAGAUUAAGUCAGGACGGGGAUCAGCAGAGCAACGUCAAGGCUGAGCUGGACAGCAUCCUCACCAACGAUAUCUUUGACUUCAUCGAUACUGUUUUGUUCAAGCAGAAGGGAGACGCCAGCCCUCCCAGCUGCCUCACAGCGGCCAACAAUAACCAGCAGGACCCCUUCACCCAGGCCGGACUCGGCGAGCCGCAGUUGUUUGAGACACCGAGCCCUGAUCGUACAUACUCUCCGAUGAACGGUCUCUACGCUCGCCAGCAGGAAACAAUGAACGGCCCAGUGAUUGCAGAGUCUGCUCAGAUAUUCACCCAGAAACUCUCCCACCUCGGCCCCCUCAUUACUCAGGCUGACCCGAACCUGCCUGCUGUUCAACAGCUGCAGCUCCGGGACAUUUUCAGCCCGUCUAUAGAGCUCCCAGAGCUCACUGUCCCUGACGCCUCAGCUCCUUUCCCGUCCUGUGGGCGGGCACCUAUCACCCACAUGGGCGGCCCUCUGGGGAUUUCCGCACAGACGCAGCCCGGCCAGCUUCUGCGGUGUCCUCAAAACAGUUUUCCGGCUCCUGCAAUCGCACCAAACGGACAGUUACUGCAGAGCUCUGCUCGACAACCAAACAACGUUGCGCCCGGCGUGAUGAACAUUUUGCCCCCCCUGAUUCCUUGCAACGCCUUCAAUUCUAUCAGCACACCUACUAUUCCCGUUCCCUUUGCCACAACGUGUCUACAAGGAAGCCCCUCAUUUGAAACGCACUGCCAACAGGUUCAGCAGUGGCCGCAGAGCCGGCAGCAGAAGCCGCCUCACGCCGGCCUCGUGCAGAACGGACACGAGCUGAUGCCGGCACGCCACAGCCAAACUCCCGGAAGCCAAACACUCCCACGUGCCGGCCUGUGGCCGAGCAGCGUCGCCGGACUGAACCACGCUCAGCCGGGAGGGCUGACGUGCAGCCAGGCAGUUGCUCACAGCAGCUGCAUGUUCGACCAGCACUUUGCCUCCAGUCCAGCAGGAGGCGACGUCCUGGCUCUCUCCGGCUCCUCGGGCCUGCGGGGGGCUGACGCGUCCCUGGAUCAGAGUCCUCCUCAAGGUUCCUGCUACUUCCAGUGGAGCCACAGCGAGUCCGUGGUGGGCACGUCCGCCAUCAACCAGGAGAAGACCAACAUCAGCCCGCCCAGCAUGUCAGAGCACUCACUCAACAUUCAGCACUACCUGGAAUGCCACCAACAGACUCAGCAGGAUGAAAGAGUCUCUGCUGAACUCAGUGGGGUUUUUGCCACUCCUGCUCAGGACGUGGCCGUGUACCUGGCGGAGUAGAGUCACGCCACCUUGUUAUUUCACAGGACAAAACUCAGUAUCGUUGGCCUGUAUCAGCGCUUAUCCACAGACUCUCGUGCUUACCCUUAUUAAUAAUGUUUUAUAUCGUUUAUACUCUGUCCAGUCUGUAAUGUUUAAAAGCUGUGCUCGUCAGUUUUGAGUGAAGAUACACUAUAGUAAUAAUGAAGUAUAAAGCCACAAGUGCGUUUAGCAGGAUGGAGCUUGAGCCAGCUAGGAGGAUUGGUCAAGUAGAUCCAAACAGCCAAAGAAAUAGGUUUUUAUGAGGGAAACCAGGUGUUGUCACGUCUGGGACAUUCAUUCAUCUCCCAAUUUUGAAUACCUAAAAUACUAGAAGAUAUAUAUAUAUAUAUAUAUAUAUAUUCUAAACGUUGAUGAUGACCUUUUCUCAAAGAUGUCGUCAUCAUCUUUGUAAAAGAAACAGUGAAAAUAAAUCACUUAAAGUGACAGCGACCUGAAAGCACAGCUGUAACGUCAACUCAAUGUUAUUACAGAUAAAAUAAUCUGUAUGUUUUUAAUGAAAACUCUUAGAUGUGGUUGAUGUAAAUACAAUCUGUAAUCCAAACGGUAGUAUUCGUUUCACCAAAAGAGCCUCGCUCUGGCUCACACACCCUCUCACGUGUACAGCAGGUUCAGUGUGCUUUAGUGGAGAAACGCUGCAGAGGUUUGUCAAACACAUAAACGUAAGACCGACGGCAAACAUGUCCGCAAUAAGCAGAGCAGUCAGGAAACGACUGCCCGUCUGAUUGUCUCAUCAGCUCUGCUUCCUGUAAACUUCUGCCAGGAAUGACAGCAUUUUGAAUUUGUCGCAUUAUUUUUCAUUUCAGUGUUGUUGUUUUUUAAACUGAAAAUAAGCGUAGCUGCAGUUGAGUUCUUUUGAAUGCGCUGCUGCUAAUACAGACGUGUACUCGAGGGUCGUUUUGAGAUGCAUCUUAUUAUAUUCAGUAAUGGAACUUAAAGUAAACUGGAAGUCCCGUGACAAUGAGCCUUAAGAAAUCAGUCCGUCAAUAGAAUCACUCUUCGUAUCACGCCGCACUGUAAUCAUGCACUCAUCUCAACAGAAUGCUCAGUGAUUGCAAGAAGAAAAAAAGUCUAAGACGUCCAUGAGUCACAGUCGAGGCCUGAAUGAUCUCUAUUCUACAAACAGUGAGGUAGUUUUACGGGAAAGCUUUCUCAAAGAUUGCUCCAACACGCUGUCGAUAACGUCACCCCGUUCCAUUGGCCGGCUCCUGAGAAUGAUGCAUGGGCCUCCGCUCUACACUCUUCAACAGUUACCAAAACCGAUGGUGCCUUCAGGUGCUCUUUAGUCAAACAAAAACGUCACAUCUGUCGCAGCAAAGUUGCCCUCGAACGGAGAAAAAAAAAAUGCUAAAAAACCCCAGACAGUAAAUCAAGACGUUGACCGAGGUAGCGGCGUAAAGAUGACGCAUCCUCCCAUCCAUCUACUGCAUGUGAUGUAUGUUCUAAAUCAAAUGCACAACUUCAAAGGAUGGACUUCUGUGGUCCUACAUAGGAACGCCCUAAAACGUGUAUUAACCCAAACAUUAAUUUAUAUGAUGGCAUCACGACCACAUACACAUUUUUCUUGUGCCUUUCGUACCGAGUGGGCAGCUUAAAACAUAUCUUCGUGUAAAUGUAUCUGUGCCUUCUUGUAAAGUAACAUAUUGUUUUCUACGGCCAUCCUUUAGAGCUGCACUACUAUGAGGGAAGCCGUGUCCAUAGGGGACGCAGUGUGUUUACUGUAAAGUAAAGGUUUUAUCCUUAAGUGCAUUUCAAGGCUCGGAGGAAUCUCUCCAUCACACAGAACGUCCGCACCAAUGGAAACAAGGGAAAAUACUUAACGUGACCUAUCUCUGUAGAGAUGGUAAGAUUUCUUGCAUUGAUGAGUAACCAGGUCCCACAAUGCACUCUGUCCAUAUUUACUUUGUUCCUUCUCUUCAUUGUGGCUCCAUUAUAUCUGCUCUUUAUUUCCACACUACAAGGAAUGGUUUUGGAUUAACCUGAGUUGAGAAACCAUGGCAGCUCUAUCGUAUCCCUGCUGCACUGUGGGAAAUCACUCAGUAUUUGACCUUUUCGUUUUUUUGGAAAUAGCUUUCAGUGAAAUGCUUAAAAAUGGUGAAAUCCUCAAGAGAGUAAUGGUAAAGGUGUCAGGGCACAGAUGUAAUGCUCUGUCCUUUCUGCUAGUUUGUCUUCGUUGUGUUGAAAGCACCAUCAUGGAGAAGAUCUCGGUCCGUGGAGGCUAUCAGGACGAUACAUCACCUUUGAUAUUGAACUUUAAUACAGACGUGACUGUAGCCACUAUGACAAGAAACCCAGGAGCCAAAUGAGUUAUUCACAGCUGUGUCGAUGUUUUUAUGCUAACAUGUGCCUUGCCAUAUUUCAGUGUCAUUAUAAUCCACUUAUAUUUAGCCAAGUAGUUAUAGUAUCUAUAUCAUAAUAUAUGUUGAACAAAUAACCAGCCUUUGUCUAUUGUUAAAUGCUUUUUUCAUAAAUAUGUGUGCAGUGA
This is a messenger RNA of Anarrhichthys ocellatus (wolf-eel), 5933 nucleotides long. RefSeq names its product aryl hydrocarbon receptor-like. Lineage: Eukaryota; Metazoa; Chordata; Actinopteri; Perciformes; Anarhichadidae. Gene Ontology annotation, cellular component: nucleus; aryl hydrocarbon receptor complex. Gene Ontology annotation, biological process: response to xenobiotic stimulus; regulation of transcription by RNA polymerase II; xenobiotic metabolic process. The record is from RefSeq and is a predicted model, not a curated record. The transcript has 11 exons. Gene Ontology annotation, molecular function: transcription cis-regulatory region binding; protein dimerization activity; nuclear receptor activity. Bases 485 to 3409 code for a protein of 974 amino acids.